AUGCUACUUCUGUACCUUAUUAUUGAACUAGCAGUCGCUACUUUAGCCGAUCCGUUUCACAAGUAUCCCUACGUGUUCCUACUCGAUGUUGGGAAUGAAGAAAUUGAAAAAACGCAUACAGAACAAAUAAGAUUAACGAUUCCGGGCGGUUCGUUAGCUUUAAAAUACCCCGCGACAGGUGAUGGGGAUACGAUCGGACAUGUCAGGGUAAGCGGUAUCGAUUUCGGAACAGAUCUCAAAGCGAAUAUUGUCCAAGGCGGUCCUGGGUACAAAUACGUUGUUCUAGUAUUUAUGGGUAACCCGGGAGUGUCAUACGAUGCGGUUGUGACCAUACAAACUGUACCAAAUAUUGAUGAUUCUAAUCAAAUAAUAUCCAACAUGGAUUCAAGUGAAACAAAUCAAGAAUUAGACGAUGAUAAUCAAAAUAAUAGCGCUGAAGAUACAUCAGAUACUGAAACAAAACUCGUGUACAGUGAAAAUAAAAACGCGCAAAAAAUGCAAUCGAGUUCAAAUAUAUACGAAUAUGUCAGCAACGAAGUAGUUGACACACAAAAUAGUGAAGAUGAUGAUGACAAUCAAAAUACAUCAGGCGAUGAAUCAAAAGAUAUAGAAGAUGAAAUGCAAGACACUAAAAGUGACGACAAUAGUGACGAUAGAAAUGAAAACGUUGAUUCAAAUGAAGAUUAUGAUGCAGAUGAAAGCAAAAAUGGUAAUGAUCACGUGUAUAGUCUGAAUGAUAAUCGUUAUGGUAAAUAUGAAGCUUUUAGGCCUCUUAUAAUUGGUGGUGUAAGAUUCUAUCCUCAAGCAGCUGUAUACAUGCAGGGUGGAUACAGCAAACCGACUUAUGAUCAAGAGAGUCAUAAUAACGAGGAUGGGGAUGAUGAUAACGAAAUUGAUGAUAAAGAUACUAAUAAUAAUGAUGAUGCAGACUACGGAUCACCUGUUGAUUAUUAA
This is a messenger RNA of Vanessa atalanta (red admiral), 954 nucleotides long. RefSeq lists its product as uncharacterized. The transcript has a single exon. Bases 1 to 954 code for a protein of 317 amino acids. The record is from RefSeq and is a predicted model, not a curated record. Lineage: Eukaryota; Metazoa; Arthropoda; Insecta; Lepidoptera; Nymphalidae.